AUGUCUUCGCACAACGAACUCAGUGACUGUGAAGCACAAGAGUCCAUUUCCGAGUACUCAGAUGAUCUUAUCUCAGAGGAUGAUAUUUCGGAGACAAGUGAAGACCGCGCAUUCGUGGUAUCCGAUGGAGAACAAUCGGCCUAUUCGAACAGAUCCUCUGCGUCUUUCAAUGACAGCCAGUAUUCCUCCAAUGACUCUUCUAAUUUUAAUGGCCAGAAAGUCCCGCUAUGCAUAGUUACCAAACGUACUAUCGAACAAAACGGCGGUCCCGUUGUACAAUAUUUAGUGAUAUGGCAGUCCUGGGAGCAGGAAAAACCACAGAUAAGGAGGGAUUUGGAGGUUUGA
Molecule: messenger RNA, 345 nt
Organism: Penicillium nucicola
Lineage: Eukaryota; Fungi; Ascomycota; Eurotiomycetes; Eurotiales; Aspergillaceae
Exons: 2
Coding region: 1-345 (114 amino acids)
Source: RefSeq, a predicted model, not a curated record